AGCACGAGACAGCCAGCAAACCUCACAGAGAAACUUGCGGAGAAAAACAUGCCGUCUUUUCAUCCAUGGAGACAUGGCAUAUAGGUUCCUGUCCAGCCGAAUCGUGCCAUCCUCAAACAGAUUAAGCAGAAGAUUUAUUUUUAUAUUCACUAUCUCUUUGUCUUUCAUGUAUCUAUGCUACAGCAUCCUCUUCUGCUCCGGUACAAUCAUGCCUAACCAGAGAUUGGAGGAUCACCGCUGCGUCCAUCUGAAGAACAUCGGGAGUAAAAAACUUUUACAGAAGUCACAUUAUUGCACUAUAUCAGCGAAAGCGAGAGUUAUCUCGGACGAGACGAGGGCGGUGAGUCUCUUAAACCUUACUGGCAACCAAAGCAAACAUUCAGCCUUUCAGAAAACACAAGAUGUUGUAGAUCACAAGCAGAGUAAUAACAGUAAUUCGCCAAAAUACGGGAAUAAGAAGUUGCCCAAUGCACUUAUAGUUGGCGUUAAGAAAGGAGGCACCAGGGCGGUGUUGGAAUUCAUCCGGAUUCAUCCAGAUGUUCGAGCUCUUGGGACUGAACCACAUUUCUUUGAUAGAAACUAUGACAAAGGAUUGGACUGGUACAGGGGCCUUAUGCCACGUACUCUGGACAGCCAGAUCACCAUGGAGAAAACACCAAGUUACUUUGUGACACGGGAGGCACCGCGGCGCAUCUCAAGCAUGUCUCGCGAAACAAAGCUGAUCGUAGUAGUGCGGAACCCUGUCACGAGGGCGAUCUCCGACUACACACAGACCUUGUCGAAGAAGCCCGACAUCCCUUCUUUUGAGGAACUAGCUUUCAAGAACAGGAGUCAAGGCAUCGUGGACACCUCCUGGAAUGCCAUCCGUAUAGGCAUGUACAUCCUACACUUGGAGAACUGGCUGCAAUACUUCCGUCUAUCGCAGAUCCAUUUUGUCAGUGGGGAGCGGCUCAUCACGGAUCCGGCCGGAGAGCUAGGACGGGUGCAGGAUUUCCUGGGGCUCAAACGCAUCAUCACGGACAAGCACUUCUACUUCAACCGAACGAAAGGCUUCCCGUGCCUGAAGAAGCCGGAAAGCAGCAGCCAGCCCCGCUGUCUGGGCAAGUCCAAGGGCAGAACUCACAUUCAGAUUGACCAGGAAGUCAUUGAGCAGCUUAGAGAAUUUUAUAGGCCAUUCAAUGUGAAAUUUUAUGAAAUGGUGGGUCAUGACUUCAGAUGGGACUGA
This is a messenger RNA of Sinocyclocheilus rhinocerous, 1225 nucleotides long. It is a transcript of the gene hs3st2, whose product is annotated as heparan sulfate (glucosamine) 3-O-sulfotransferase 2. Gene Ontology annotation, molecular function: [heparan sulfate]-glucosamine 3-sulfotransferase activity. Lineage: Eukaryota; Metazoa; Chordata; Actinopteri; Cypriniformes; Cyprinidae. The record is from RefSeq and is a predicted model, not a curated record. Bases 74 to 1225 code for a protein of 383 amino acids. The transcript has 2 exons.